UAGUUGCAGCCCAAGAACAAGCACGAAGAUGGUGCAGCCGCUAGAAUUUAGAAAGCUGGCGACGGAAGAAAGAAUCAUAAUGCCAGCCUGCUGACGCGAGCGCAAAAAGGCUGCCUUUGCCUUCGCAUGGUAUAGCGCACUUUGCAUUUGAAUUCAGAGGAUUAGCAGAAUUGAGGGCUUGAUUAGCUGUGCUUCCUUUUCGCAUUGGGUAUGACCACGCUUGGCAAGAGUAGGACGUUCACGUGCAGAAGCGACUGCAGCCGGUUGAAUUUCGCUUCGUACCAGCUUGCGGAGUGAAGUCAUCGAGUCUCAGGGGGUAGAAAGGUCCCACUAUGGCUUACUUGAUGACUUGGCAAUCUGACAACCUUGCUGAACAGAUGAAGACCACAUUUGGCCAUACUAGUAACACACGGAAUUGAUGUUGACAAUGUUUAACUGCUUAGUUGGUCAAGUAGGUUAGGGUUGUUCGCUUGGUAUCCCUUUGAGUUGCUUGAUGGGUAUCCAAGGGUUGCUGCCGGUGUUCAAGUCAAUUUCACAGAGCACUCACAUAAGCGAGUACGCUGGGAAGAAGGUAGCGGUAGACACUUAUGGCUGGCUGCAUAGAGGUGCCUUGUCCUGCAGCAGGGACCUCUGCCAGGGCAGACCAACACAUAAGUAUGUUGAUUUCUGUAUGCAUCGGGUGCGGAUGCUGAAGCACUCCAAGGUCAUCCCCAUCCUUGUCUUCGAUGGGGGUCCUCUCCCUGGCAAAUUGGAGGAAGAGAGCCGACGCGAAAUUUCGCGGAAAGAGAACCUGGCCAAGGCAGUUGCGCACGAGGAGUCAGGGAACCAUUCAGCAGCAUAUGAAUGCUAUCAGAAGGCUGUGGACAUCACACCCGCUCAUGCACUCCGGCUGAUCAAGGUUUUGCAAGAGGAGAAGAUUGAUUACAUUGUGGCCCCUUAUGAGGCUGACGCACAGCUUGCAUACCUCGUAAUCAAUGGUCUCGUUGAUGCAGUCAUCACUGAGGACUCGGACCUCCUCGCUCAUGGGUGUCCUAAGGUGCUCUACAAGAUGGACAAGUUCGGGAACGGCAUGCAGAUCCUGUACGCCGACCUGGUCAAGACCAAGGAGCUGUGCUUCACCAACUUCACGCAGCAGAUGGUGCUGGAGAUGUGCAUCUUCUCGGGCUGCGACUACCUGGCCUCCCUGCCCGGCAUGGGCGUCAAGCGAGCGCACGCGCUCGUGAAGCGGUUCAAGACCUUUCGAAAGGCAAUCAAGUGGCUCAAGUUCCAGGGCACCGACAUCCCCCCGGGUUACGAGGACGCGUUCCACCGCGCCGUGCUGACGUUCAAGCACCAGCGGGUGUUUGAUCCCGUCAGCCAGCGCGCGGUCUUCCUCACCGAACCCUACGGCAGCGACGUUCCGGACAACCUGGACUUCGUCGGACCGCCGCUGUCGCCAGAAACGGCACGUGCCAUUGCCGCGGGCCAGAUCUGCCCCAUCUCGCGGACUCCGUUUGAGGAUCUCAAGCAUUUCGAGAAAGGAACGAGCGCCAGCAAGCGGAAAAGAAAGGCGGACGUCCUGCCAGAAAGGAACACCAUGCACCGAUACUUAUCCGUCAACACUUCCACGUCCGCCAAAAAGCCGUUCAAGCAGCCAAGAACUGCCGUUGCGGCUGCCCCUCCCUCAGCAGCGGAAAGGCCGCAGCAACCAGAACCAGAGGAGCAAGUCCCAAGGACUGCCGACGAUCUCGACGAAUGGAACCGCUUACCGUCCGCUUCUCUGCCGGAGUCUGACGAGCUGGAUGCGCCCACCCCCUUCCAAAACCAAAAGCCAACUGCAAACGUGGAGAGGCGCCAGACUGCUAACGCUUUUGAGUUCGACCUAGAGAGAGAAGCGCCGCUGGCCAGCCUCGACUUCGACUCCGACCUCGAGCUUGACAAUCCGUUCGAGGCGUUCCGCAUCAAGGCGCGGAAGAGCCCCGGGCGGAAGGGCCCCGCGGAUCUUUUCGCCGCCUUUGGGGACGACUGGUCUACCGACGAGGCGUUGCCAGCCACGCGCGCCGCUGACUCCCCGCGAAGAACACCCCUCUACACCAGCGGCAGACUUGAGCCGCGAGCAGACCUCCAGCCGCGACCACAAAGCGGGCGCGAGUCGGAGAACGGGGGUUUAGGGUUUGGGGAGCGGUCGGGCGCCGGCGGCCGCGGCUUCGACCGGCGCGCGGCCGCGCUGCAGCCCGUGCGCUUGCCGGAUUUGAACCGGGGCGCUGUGGACCGGCCGAAGGUGGCCAAGAAGACGAGCAGCUUCUUCAAGAAACCGGCCGCCGCGGCCGUUCAUUUGGAGGAGCCGGCAGUAGUUGGGGGAGUGACGGCGGGGCUCGGAAGGACGGGCGACGGUGGCAAUGGGCAGGGGACGGGCGAGAUGUACGCAAGAGAAGAGAGUCCGCUCGAGGAUCACGGUGUUGAGGAGGAAAACCGGGACAGACCAAUCAGUCGAGGAUUUGGUGUAGCUACCACAGAUUACCGGUUGCAAGGGCUUCAUGACGACGGUCAAGGUGACGACGACAGGCAAGGCCAAGGUUGUUCGAAAAAGCUCGAGCAUCUAGAAGCCUACAGCUCGACAGCCACAAAGGCCAUGGAGGGCCUAGUUGCAAAGCUUCGAACUUUCAAAUACGUACCGAGCAGUAGUAGACAGAGCGCGCUUCGAAAUCCUCUAGGAAAUAAAAUGCGGAACGCUUUCCCGCGAUGACUCGUUCUCAGAUUAAACAGGGCGAGUUUGCAAUUGCCUUUGCUCUACAACAUUGAGCUGCAAGUCGCGCACUGGCAUCGAUCGCGGCGGAGUGACCCUGCAGCAAUUGGUGUUGAUCAGGAGACGACCUUUUAAUUUCAUUGCAUUCUGGAUUGAAGGGUCUUGGCAGAUCUGCAACCGUGUGAACAGCGCGUGACACUACCUGAAGAUGUA
Molecule: messenger RNA, 2938 nt
Organism: Klebsormidium nitens
Lineage: Eukaryota; Viridiplantae; Streptophyta; Klebsormidiophyceae; Klebsormidiales; Klebsormidiaceae
Source: the annotation of a GenBank genome assembly